Molecule: messenger RNA, 651 nt
Organism: Fusarium graminearum PH-1
Lineage: Eukaryota; Fungi; Ascomycota; Sordariomycetes; Hypocreales; Nectriaceae
Exons: 2
Coding region: 1-651 (216 amino acids)
Source: RefSeq, a predicted model, not a curated record
AUGGGCCGUAGUGGAAGUGCUAGGCCUCCUGGCUUCCAUUUUUGUUACUACUUUACAGCACUUUUACCCAAGACCAUCGAAUCUACAUCCUGGGACCCUGCUAGGAUUACAUUGCCCACCAUCUUGAGAUAUGAGCUUAACAGUAAAAAUCAAUAUUACAACAAUAUAGCACUAUCUUAUACUACCUUGUACUCCUUUGUCGAAAACAGAUGCUAUUUCAAUUCACGAGUUGCUUGGCUUUAUCGUUACCUGCACAAGCCCAAGACACGCACGCACACACAUAACACAUGGCCUUCCAGCUUGGUCCGCCCUUCGCAAACAUGCAGAAUUAGAAUUUCUCCCUGCCCUGCCAUGAGGGACCUGGACGUGCUCAUCACUGAUCCCCGGUUUGUGCCAUUGUCCUUGACCAGGGGUUCGCGGAGAUCCCUUCCAGUUGGAGACCCCCAGGCCAGGCAUAUGGACCGUGAUGAUCUUAGGGAUCUCGAAGAUCUCGCGGCUAGUCUCACCCGGCCUGGUAAUGGAAGGUCGCACAAGAAACAUAGAGCCAUGUCACCCGGAACGGAACACUGCCCGGUUUCUGCCUUCCGUUUUGGUUCGCCACUGCAGUCAGUACUGUUAGUUAUACUCGCCUGUAUCCUUGCAGGCAUUUGA